Messenger RNA from Bursaphelenchus okinawaensis, 8169 nucleotides. NCBI's taxonomy places the organism in Eukaryota, Metazoa, Nematoda, Chromadorea, Rhabditida, Aphelenchoididae. The record is from the annotation of a GenBank genome assembly.
AUGCUGUUAGGUGGGGUGUUGGCAAUUUGCUUUGUCUCUAACGUUUUUUGACAUUGUGGUUACCAUGGGUUUUGUUUUAUUGUUGUUUAACUUGGCGGCUGUAAGAAGUUAUUUUUGUAAAAGUUGCGUUAGAGAUUGACCACGUUCUCUACUCCAAUAUUAAUAAAACAUUGGGACCAAAUUAAAAAAUUUUGGUAUUAUACUGUCUUAUUGAACCUUGUCAGCUGACGGACCUGCUGACAUUACUUAUACAUUCCUUAUUUACAUAUAAAUUACCUUAUCGUACCAUAUUAUACUUUACACCUGACUCAAGGCGAACAUUUCGACCCCUUCUUUCCCAUUUUUAAAAUUCAUUGUCAAUUGAUAAGCGAUUUUUCGAGAAUAAACGAGCAUUCCGUUAAUAAUAUCACCAACCUUCUGCAGGUCAAAACAAGAUUGAUUGACGUCUUUGCCAAACCAUAAGAAAACGUUUCUCGGCUGACUUCGUAAAUUGGCAGCCGAAGACAUUUUGCAACUGUAUUUUUAUGUAAUACACCACGCUUCACGGUGUAUUCACUCUGACGAACCAUAACAGCCGUACGUGAACGCCCGUCUUGGGCGCCCAACCUACAGUACCAACGUGCUCGUUCCGUUUCGGAGCCGGAGAUUGUACGCCAAAAACGCGCACAAUUGUACAGAAUCUGGGGAUUGAAGCGCGCUUCGUGCUACGAAGAACCAAUCAUUAAUCUACCGGUAUCAUCACGAAGCCUGGCCUCAAACUUUGGCCAAUUCUUGAGCACCUCGACGUGCCUCUCUUCCACUCACAGUCAACCGUGUGUUAGCAAAGGAGUCAAAAUUGUAACCGAAGAGAACUGUAACCUCACAAACGGUGAUUACUUGCCCACUGUAAACAAUACUCUUGACUCAUCUCAACCGGUAACACCAAAUUUAGAAGUUAGACAAGAAAUUGCGCCAAAGCUUCAUACUUCCAAAACCAAUUUUACCGAUCUACAAGCAUUAGAAAACGUUAGAAGAGCUUCAGAAUCUGUGAAGAAAGACAGAAGAGCAUCAGAAUCGCAUAAAAGUUUAGCUGAUUCGAACGAAGACCGGGUAAAUAACAAUCAACGCGGGUCCGAGGGCCACAAACGUGUAUUAUUAAGCAUAACCGGUCAAAAAGUACAGCCCAAAAAAGUUUCGGCCGAGACUUUAGAAGCGCUGAACGCUAAAACCCGAGCCAAACUCGAAGGUCAACAAAGGGAUAAAGUUCAACCAAACACAACCACAGUUCGACUACCCACCGACUGUUCCACCACGACCGUCAACUGUACCACUCAAGCACAGGCCGACUCGCAAAAGUCUAGCCAAAGCGUUAAGUCGCAACCGCAGAAGUCGCAAACCAUGUCGGCCGCACGUCAAGUCGGUGGACUUUUAGCCACGGCCGCACCCCAACUCCGACCGUUGGUGAACCCCGCCUACUCGCAGUGGUAUCAACCGUGCGCGAUGCAUCAAUUCGGGUUUCUGAACGAGUCCACCUCUUCCUCCCCGACCACCUCCAUGUUCGAGAGCGACAACGAACCGCUGUCGCCGUUGCCGCAACGCAAAAAUGUACGGCCGUUUUUUGAGAUCGGUUUUUUGGGUUUACUUUGGUAUUAUUGGGUAUGAUAAUAUGUUAGAUAGGUUAUUGUGAGUUUUGAUAUUGUUGUUUCUGACCUUUCAAGUUUUCUUUUCAAGAUCAUAUGAUCGGAUCAAUCGUUUUAAUGUUUCAAUGAUUUCAGUCUAUGAGCAACUUUGAAGUCCUAAGGCCUCUCUAAAGUAAUUAAAACUCAACAACCAAAGAAAAAACUAGGAGUGUUGAAAAGGUAUAGGAGAAGAAAAAACUAAUAAAAAAGUUGAGAAAAGUAAAAGUAUAACACUUUUCACAACUUUACAACAACGUUUUUUGUUGUGAAAGAGUUUUUUGUUGCUAUUUAUCAACUCUUCACCAGCUAUGGUUAAAAAUAACAGUGUAAAACGGGGAGAAAUUAGUCGAGAAGAGAGUAAAAGGUAGUCAAGAACUUGAAGUAAAAGAGAAAAAGUGGUAGGAAAACUGGUGAAAGACUAAAAUAACGUUUGAAGAAGCUGUAAAGACCCUUGCAUAACAAAAUUUUAUACCUAGAAAUUAGAAAAAGAUUCUUAGUUGUAAUAUUAGGCACAGAAGAUCUAUUAUAACUUAUAUUAACGUAGGGUAGUGGAUUGUAUUACGUUUUAGCUCAAGUAAUAUAACCCUAAUCAAUCCAAUUCCAGAACACAGCACAACUCGAUGAUUUUGAUAGGAUCAAAACCCUCGGCACGGGAUCGUUCGGCCGUGUCAUGCUGGUCAAGCACAAGGCCACCGACGCCUACUACGCGAUGAAGAUUUUGGACAAACAAAAAGUCGUCAAACUAAAGCAAGUUGAACACACACUCAACGAGAAACGAAUUCUACAAGCCAUCGACUUCCCCUUCUUGGUGAACAUGCAGUAUUCUUUCAAAGUAAGUUAGUAUCGAGUAGUGGUAGAGAGCUUUGUUGGAUUUUUGAAAGGUUUUGGGUCUUUUCAUACCUAAAAUUAUAUUAUCUAUGAAAAGCCUUAAUUUUUUGACCAGGAACCUGAUUUUGAUAAACAACUUCUGCUUGUAAAAGCUGUAGAAGCUCGCAAACAUCGAUUUGAUAUCUAAAAUUAUAUUAUCCAUGAAAAUACUUACCUUUUUGACCCUGAAUCUUAUUUUGAUGAACCAUUUAUGACCGUAGAAGCUGUAGAAGCUCGCAAACAACAAGUUAAUACCUAAAAUUAUAUUACCAAUAAAACAACUUAACUUUCAACCCAAAACACAUCUUUUUGUUCAAGUUUUGGCCAGCACAAACUCCAUUUAGUCACAAACAUCAAGUUAAUACCUAAAACAACAUCGCAAAACCUCAAUAAAACAAAAACCAUACCUAGAUUAGUUUCUUGAACUUAAAACGACAGCUGAAGAUUAAAAUAUAAUCCAAUUUACAUCUAAAUAAUUCAAUCUCAAGGCAGUUUUCACUAGCUAAUUCAAUCUAAAAGUGUUUUACCUAUACCUACAUCAAAUUAACUUAUAAAUAAGAAAGUAGGUCGUUAACUUAUUUUAUUUUACUUUCAGGACAACUCAAAUCUGUACAUGGUACUGGAGUUCAUCAGCGGUGGAGAGAUGUUCUCGCAUUUGCGUCGUAUCGGCCGCUUCAGCGAACCUCAUUCACGCUUCUAUGCUGCCCAAAUCGUGCUGGCCUUUGAAUACCUGCACUCGCUCGACCUUAUUUAUCGUGAUUUGAAGCCGGAGAACUUGCUAAUCGACAACAACGGAUACUUAAAGGUAACUUUGUUUAAACUUUUACUGAAUAUUAAAAAGAACCUUGCAAAAAUCUCUAGAAUGUUCAAAAGGAUAUUAUCCUUGGUUAAUUUUGGAAAAUCUUUAAUUUCAGUCCAAAAAAGACAAUUUUAAAAGCCAACAUUAAUAUGAAAAGCUAAUAAAAUCCAUGGUCCUGCUUUUCUUAACUUCAUCCAAGCCAUCAAUAUCCGUUUUGUUACCUGAAAACCAAAAAACGAAGGAACAUAACUUACCUUGACGAUAUUAUCCAUGAUAAACCUUAAAAAUUAAAUAAAAAGGAGGUUUCUUAAAAGUUAGCGGUAAAAUCUAGUAGAAAAGCUUGUUCUUACUGCCAAGAACAAUAAUAAAGUUGAGAGACGAAAUGUCUACUUUAUUAUUUGAUUUUUGGGCGAAGUGUCAACUUUUUAUUGGAUUUUUGUUUAUGAUCUAUAUUUUUAGUUUUUUAAAUCUAGUAUAGGUCUUAAAAUGUGAUUUUUUAAAAAUUUUAGCAAUCCCUCUACAUUUUAUUACCUAAAAGCACUCAAAACCUAUGUUAACUAUGCCCUUUUCCAGAUAACCGACUUCGGUUUCGCGAAGCGCGUGAAGGGCCGCACGUGGACGUUGUGUGGUACUCCCGAAUACCUGGCCCCGGAAAUCAUCCUCUCCAAGGGCUACAACAAGGCCGUGGAUUGGUGGGCGUUGGGAGUACUGAUCUACGAAAUGGCCGCCGGCUAUCCGCCAUUCUUUGCCGAUCAACCGAUUCAAAUCUACGAGAAGAUUGUGUCGGGCAAAGUCAAGUUCCCGUCGCAUUUCACGAACGAGUUGAAGGAUUUGUUGAAGAAUUUGCUGCAGGUGGAUUUGACCAAGCGCUACGGUAAUUUGAAGAAUGGUGUAGCUGAUAUUAAGAAUCAUCGUUGGUUCUCGUCGACCGACUGGAUUGCGAUAUACCAAAGAAGGGUAGGUUAAUGUUUUUUUGACUAAAAAAUUUUUUUUUGUUGAAAAAUUUUUUUUUUGUAAUUUUACAGUACUUUUUAAUUUUUCGUACUGUGUAGUACGAUGCUAUACAGUACGUUACUAUAUAGUACUUUACUAUAAAACACAAUACUACAUAGUGUGGUAUUGUAUAUAACGAUGCUAUAUAGUCUGGUACUGCAUAGCACUAUAUGUACUAUAUAGUACCCCGUACUAAAUUUGAGUACUGUAACUUUCAUAUCAAAAAAAAAUGAUUUACAGUACCAUACUGUAUUUUUGUUACCUAAAAAUUUUUUUGUAAAAUACGACUGUUUGCAUACAUUGUAUUAUUAGAGUAGAGCAUGUUAACAUGCUAUUUAGAAUAGUGAUUACUGAUGAUAAUUGGUGGUAGUUAACUUUUUUAACUAUUGUUUUGUUUUGGCUUUGGAAUUUUAACGCUCUGUACAUUGUGCUGUUUGCUGUGCUGUUUGCUGUGCUGUUUGCUGUGCUGUGAUCUAUCUUACACAAUAUUUCUUGAAUUUUCAAUUUUUUUGAUUUUGAAAUUUUUAAAUUUUUGAAAAAUUGAAAUUUUUGGCAUUUAUAUUAUCGAAGCUUGAAAAAUCUUAGUUUUGUCACUUUAGGCUUGUUUUUAAGCCUAAAAAUCGAAAAUGAUGAUUUUAUAUCGUAUGUUUGUUAUGUUAUUCAUCAUUAUUUUUUUCUCUUUGGCUUAUCAUUUUGCAUUUUCAUAUUAAAACUUUUUUCUAUUCUUUCUAUCAGUACGAUGCUAUUAUAACCUUCAUGUAGCACUGGUACUUCUUUUUACGACUGGUACUUCUUUCUAAGAAUUGUAAAAUUGUGGUACUCUAAUACUGUCGUUAAGUAUAAGAAUCCUAUUGAAGUUUAUGUUUUCUUCUGCUGUAACCUUUGGUCGAAUAUCCAUACAUUUAAUCAUUAUUUGGUACUGGAAACGUCCCGAAACUGUCUAAUUUAUAUGGUGCAUUACAAGGUAUGUAAUUUCUGUCUUGUCAUAAUUUCGUUUGUCUUGUAUGUCAAUACCAUAUACCUCAGUGCUGAACUCCCCUAUUCGUUGCUAGGUAAGAGAAUGAUGUUUAUAAAUAAAAGUAUUGUAGGUAACUUUAUCAAUAUUAUAGAUUAAGCUGAUUAAGCACUUUAGUUUUUAAAAUAGCUACAUUGCAUUUAAAUAUGAUAGUUAUAGAAGAUUAAAAAUACUGUAACAUAGUAGAAAAAUUAAGAAAUUAGUGUUACUAAGGCUUAGUCAAGUGCGGUUGAACAGUAAGAUUAUGUGUAUUCAACCUUUGGUAAUAGACAAAAUUUCAAAAAAACUUGUGCAUGGUGCUGGGCUAUCCUUUUCUUUAACGUGGUAGUACUAUUAUGAAUAUUUACUAUUAUGAAUAGUUCUAUUUAUUAAUGCGUAUGCACUCUUUCGAUUAGUUUUUGUUUCCGGCGUUUCGUAGGUAGUGAGACUAAGAGUACGUUCAAAAAGAUUAGGGGAACCAAAAAAAAAGUCUUGUCGUGAAAACCAAUGUAUCUUCACUGACUAAAAACGACAAAACUUUUUUGAAAAGCUAGGGUUAGAACUGGGGCUAGAACUAGAGCUAGGACUAAAACUAGGGCUAGAGCUAGGACUAGAACUAAACUAAAACUAGAACUAGAAUUAGAACUAGAACUAGAGCUAGCACUAGAACUAGAAUUAGAACUAGAGCUAGAACUACAAUUAGAACUAGAACUAGUGCCAGGGCUAGGGUUAAGGCUAGAGCUAGAGGCAGGAUUAAAGCUAGAGCUAAGUUUUAGACUUAAGGUAAGGUUUGAAUACUUAACAUAGCUUUAGGUUAGGUCCCAAAAGUUCAAAGAGGCUAAACUCAAGUUCAAAACGUUAAAAUAGGCAUAAGACCCGAAUUUGUUACCUAAUCUGACCUCUCUUUCUAUUUCUACAGAUCAUUCCACCCAGUUUUUCUAACAAGGCCGAGAAUGGAGCCCGCAUCUUCGAGGCCUUGUAUCCGAAGGUCAGUGGCCCGGAUGAUACUCGACACUUUGUGGAACAAUGUACUGACGAGGAUGUUGUUGAAGACCCUAAGGCACCGGAUCCACAUGCUUCGGCUUUCCGCGACUUUUAGGAUUUCUCUUUAUGGUCUAUGUACUUGAACUCAAUUUUUUCUUUUUUUUUCUUCUUAUGGUCUGUACCCAGUGUUUUGCCGGACCGAAACAGAAAUUUUUACGGACCGGACCGGACCCAAAGACCUGCGGACCCGGACCGAAGAAAAAGCUCCGGACCGGUCCGGAAGAAAAUUUUUUUUUAUUUUAAGAAAACUGCUUUAAAAAUUGCAAAUAAACAUAUUUUUAGGAGUUUUUAAGCAAAAAAGAAAGCAGUUUUAGCGAUCUUUGCUUUUUUUUAAAAAUUAAAAAAAAUUUUUUUUGCGGACCGGACCGGACCCAAAAAUUUGAAGUUUGGACCGGACCGGACCCAAAAAAUCGCCGGACCGGUCCGGGCAAAACACUGUCUGUACCAUUUGUUCUAGUCGAUAGUACCAGUCUGCACUAGUCACAAAAUUGUUUUUUGUUUUUUUACACUUUGGCUUAUUUUUACGUUUUUCUUACUCUAUACUAUAUUUUUACUAUAAUAUCUUUUAUCAUCUUUUGGAUUACUGUAUCUAAACUUACUAUCACUUCUUGGGUCAUACUGUAACUUUUUUCCAAAUUUUUCAAAUUUUUUUAAAUUUGACAUGAAUUGUUGUUCUUUUCAUCACAUGUUUUAUUUUUUUUACUUUACUUUGGUAUACGGGUCUACUGUAUACUUUUCUCUUCCUUACCGUAACCUCCGGCGGCUCAAAAUUUUUUUUUCAUUUUUUUAAAAACUAUCAAAUUAUCAUUUCUAAAACUGAAACUACUAGCAUUAAACUCUCUUUUUCACUCCAAAAACCAUGUCAAACAGCUAUCUACAUCAAUAUAAUACCAAAGUUGUAAUUAUCAACUUGUCUACUACAAUAUCAUCAGCCCCGUCCUAAAAUCAUAACUCUACAUUCCGGUAAUAUUUACUGUCAAUUGGUCUAUUAUCGGUUACUGCUCUUUGUUUUUUGUACCACUUUUACAUUUUCUCACCGCUUUCUUCAUUUUUCACUAUUUGGAUGUUAUAGUAGGCUACUAUAAUACCCGAGUAGUGAGGUUAUUGUGAUUUGCUGUGUUUAACUAAGACUUGAUGAAUAAUUAAAGUAAAGUACAUUAUUUUUGUGUUUUUGAAUAAUUUUUAACUAUUUUGUUAUUAUUUGUGUGGUUUGUGAUGAUUUCGAAAAUUUGAAUUUUGUAUUUGGCGCCAAAAAAUUUAAACCUUGGCAUUGUGUUUUAAUAUGUAAAAACGCUUUUUUAGUACUCACAUUGUGCUUACAUUCAGUUUUAGGUUUUAGUUUUUACGCUUUUAAUGUUUUUUGGAAUUAAAAAUUUGAAUUUUGGAUUUGGCGCCAAGGCUUGGCUUUGUGUUUAACAUGCCAGGCGUAUUUUAAGAAUAAAAGUUAUACUGUUGAAUAAAAACAUGAUUUUAUAAUUAGAAAUGACAUUUUUGAUGCUUGCAACACAAUGCCAAUAAAUUUUACUUUGGCGCGGAGACUAAAAUUCAAAUUUUUUAUUGUAAUUUUGGGUGUAUAACAAUAACUAACCUACUAUUGAUGUUAAAAUAGAUAGUAAUAAUGAAUUUUGAUCAAUUUAAAAAUUUAUUUUUAAUUUUGAAAUUUUAAAAAAUAUUUGAAUUUCUUCCAGGUCGAUGCGCCAUUCUUGCCCAAAUGCCGUGGCCCCGGCGACGCCUCCAACUUUGACGACUACGAGGAGGAGCCGUUGCGAAUCAGCGGCACGGAACGGUGUGCACGCGAAUUCGCCGAAUUUUAG